Ficedula albicollis (Collared flycatcher) is the source of this 2037-nucleotide messenger RNA. It is a transcript of the gene PNPLA1, whose product is annotated as patatin like phospholipase domain containing 1. The record is from RefSeq and is a predicted model, not a curated record. NCBI's taxonomy places the organism in Eukaryota, Metazoa, Chordata, Aves, Passeriformes, Muscicapidae. Gene Ontology annotation, biological process: triglyceride catabolic process; lipid homeostasis. Gene Ontology annotation, molecular function: triacylglycerol lipase activity. The coding region runs from base 131 to 1288 and encodes 385 amino acids. The transcript is spliced from 9 exons. Gene Ontology annotation, cellular component: cytoplasm; lipid droplet; membrane.
AUCCGUCUUCUGGACUCCUCUGCAGCCAGACAUGAGCCUGGAGACUGCACAGGAGAAGAGAGCCUGAGGUUCUCCUGGUGAAAAAGGACAAGGCGAGACCCUGAGCCAGAUCUGCAGCUUUGAUCCCGAGAUGGCUGUGGAGGAUCUCCGGGCUUCCAGCACCCCUUUCUCGCUCUCCUUUUCGGGCAGCGGCUUCCUGGCCCUCUACCAGGUUGGGGUGGUGCAGUCCCUGCUGGAGUUGGCUCCCGACCUCCUCAGGUCUGCCUGCAAGGUGUACGGCUCCUCGGCCGGCUCGCUGAUCGCCGCCGCCGUCGUCUGCGGCGUCGGCCUCGAUGACCUGAAGGAGUUUUUCUUUGCAUUGGCAACAGAAGUCAGGAAAACCAUCCUGGGCCCCCUGUCUCCCAAGUGCAGCUUGCUGGCCAACCUCAAGGCUGUCCUGCAGCGGAUGCUGCCAGAGGACUCCUACCUGCUGGCCUCGGGGCGGCUGCACAUCUCACUGACACGGGUGGUGGACGGCCAGAACGUCAUGGCCUCGGAGUUCAGCUCCAAGGACGAGCUCAUUCAGGCUCUCCUCUGCAGCUGCUUUCUUCCAAUUUAUUGUGGAUUCAUCCCUCCAUCCUACCGAGGAGUGCGCUAUGUGGACGGAGGUUUCACGGGCCUGCAGCCCGUGUCCAGCCUGGAGGAGCCCGUGAUCACCGUGUCCCCGUUCACCGGCGAGCUUGACAUCUGCCCCCGCGACUGCCCCGCCAUCUUCUUCUGCUUCCAGAUCUUCAACGGCAGCAUCCAGAUCUCCAUAGAGAACCUGUGCAGGAUAAGCUACGCUCUCUUUCCACCCAGCACCAUGGUCUUGAAUGACAUUUUCUCCCAGGGGUACCAGGACACUGCCCUUUUCCUGUACAGGAACAAUGCCUUUGGCUUUAACUACUUCGAUGGUAAUUUCCGCUUUGGCAGCACCUGUGGCAAGAAUGACUCUGGAAAAUCCAAUGGGACACACCCUGGCCUGUACAAAAGGGUCCCUCAGUGCCUGACCCCUUACUUCCUGCCAGGCUUGUGGAAGAAGGAGCAGGUGAAUGGACUGCAGGACCCACUGGCCAAGGUCCUGCUGCAGCCCUACAGGCUCCCAGCCUUGUUCAGGGAGGGGGUGAAGAAGGUGUGGGGGCUGCUGGAAGGUUUCAGCUCCCUGGUACGGCGACUCCACAAGCUCCUCCAAACCCUGGUGCCUGGUUUGCCCAAGACAGCCAUGGACAGGAGGAGAGAGAUUCCUCAGAGAGAGAGAGAGAAGCCUUAAGGAGCAUCAUACUGGGCAGGAACUAAUUUUUCUCCAGUCCCCUGAAGUUUUUUUACCAAUUAUCAAUUCUUGAGCUUCACACCUGCUCAACAGCCCUGCUUCUCCUGCCUGUGGGAGUGCAUUUGGAUCCCCCUGGAACUUGCAGUUGUGCAGAAGGAUGGAGGAACCUAAAGAUCUACUUCCAAGUCCUGCAGGCUGCAUCUCCUGACCUGUCACAAAUACAUGAGUUCUUCUGCAAUUGUCGGUAACUCAUGGCCACACACAGAGCAAGGCCCAGGCAAAGGCGCCCUGUGUCUGCACACAGAAUUAAUUGGCAGUGCUCUCAAUUAUCUCAAAUCCGUGCUGCAUAUCAGAGCCUGUGGAUUGGCUUUGCCUUCCCUGUUUGUUGGUUCCCAACAGGCAACAAAUGGAUCCCAACAGCAGCAGCAGUUAAUUAGAGUAAAUAGCCUGUUUAAUUGCACAAAGGGAAAUGGAACAGAGGGAAGUUUCAUCCAAAGGGCCAUGAAGACUGCAGGAAUGAAUGUGGGAAGCAGCUGAAGGGAGCUUUGAUAUAACAAGUCUCAAAGUUACCUAGGAGUGCUGUGUGAAAGAACAAAAUCCUGUGUUUAGCCAUCUUUGGUUCAAAUCAGUGACCUGGGAUACUUUUUCUGAAAUGAGUUUUCUAAAAGAAACCUGGAUGCUUCUUUUAUGGAAUCAUGAAAUGCUUUGGGUUAAAAGGGAUCACCUUAAAGAUCACCUUGUUCCACCCC